AUGGCAGACAGUGAUGAUGACUAUGAUAACAGACGUAAAACUCAGCGAGAUAAAUUUAGAAGAGAGAGAAAUGAUUAUGACAGAAGAGAUGACAGGCGUAGAGACUCAUGGGACCAUGAUAGUCGACGCCCGACUGGUAGAUCAAGAGACAGUAGUUGGAACAGUCGCAGCAGAGACAGAAAUGAUAGUGGUUACAGAGACUAUGAUUCUAGGCGUAGAGACAGGUUUUCUCCCCAGAGAAAUGACAUGAGUCCCCCUCAUGCCAAACGCAUGCGAAGAGAUUGGGACGACUACCCAUCAUAUGAAACCCCUUAUAAUGGUCCGGCCCCACACCAGAGUCACUGGAGUGGAGGGGGUCCCAGUCCUGGAGAGAUGGGAGGACAUCAUGGAUAUGGUAAUCAGAACAGGUCAGUAAAACAGACGUUUAAGUUCUGGCCAGCCAUGAUGACGUUUAAACAAUUUUUAACGACACAAGAUGAUAAUAUAGAUGAUCACGCUGCUAGUAAGAAAUACAAUGAAUAUAAAAUAGAGUAUAAGCGCCAACAGAUCAGUGAAUUUUUCCUGGCACACAAAGAAGAGGAAUGGUUUAAAUUGAAAUAUCACCCUGAAGAGAGUGGUAAACGUAAAGGUGAAUUGAAGGCCGCCCUGGAAAGACGUCUGAAAGUUUUUGUCGAGCUUCUAGAUGCUGGACGUGUCUCUCCCAUCGUGCUGGAAAUAGACAGAGGAGAUGAAAUUGUCAAACUUUUAGAUGCAGCCGUGAUCAAGAUGGAGGGUGGAACUGAUUUUGAUUUGACUGUCCUGGAUCAGAUGGAUGAUAAAGCCGGAAAUCGAAGUCGAAACAACUCGGAAACAGUGGUUGAAAAAUCCAGCCCUGAAAAGAAAACAGAAGAGUCAAAAGAAGAGGCUGAAGAGCGCAAAAAGAAAAGAAGUAAGCGACAUCGAGACAAACCAGACUAUAGUUACCAGAGUGGCAGCGAGUCGGACUCUAUCUCUGGGUCUGAUUCCGAGUCAGAACCAGCACCACCUGGAGUCAAAUCUAAUGGUGACAACAAGGAAGAAAAGAAUGAAGGUGAAGAAAAAGAAGUCGACACGAAAGCAGAGGUCCAGGAAGAGGACAAGAAAGUGGAAGAUGAAGAACCCAAACCACGAUGUCUUCAUAAAACACAGUCUAUAUUCUUACGUAAUCUUGCACCAACUAUCACUAAACAGGAAAUAGAGGCAAUGUGCAAGCGGUAUCCAGGCUUUAUGAGGGUAGCUUUACAGGAUCCACAACCAGAAAGAAGGUUUUUCCGAAGAGGCUGGGUGACAUUUGAAUCUGGAGUUAACAUCAAAGAUAUCUGUUACAACUUGAGCAACAUUCGGCUCCGGGAUUGUGAGUUGGGUGCCACUUUAAACCGUGACCUCAAACAACGAGUGCGUCCUGUAACUGUAUUGACCAAUCACAAACCAGUGGUUAGAAAGGACAUCCAGACUGCAGCUCGGAUUAUCCAGAACCUUGAUUUUAAAUGGGGACUAUGGCAGGACUCUAAUAUAGAGAAAAAGGACGAUGAAAAAGAGGUUGAAACGAACUUGAUGUUGUCCAAGAACCCUGUGUUAAAAAACAUCACAGAUUACCUGGUAGAGGAAGGUUCAUUUGAAGAGGAAGAACUGUUGGGCCAGAAUCAAGAUGAUGGACCAAAAGAAGCCAACCCUGAAAUUCAGAUCGAGAAAGAUGAAACUUUGAUUAAGGCGCUGGAUAAGAUGAUUCUAUAUCUGAGAAUAGUUCAUUCUAUAGAUUUCUACAGCGCCAACGAGUACCCAAAUGAAGAUGAGAUGCCUCACCGCUGUGGAAUCAUGCAUGGAAGAUUGUCUAUACCAGUUGGCAAAUGUACAGACCAAGAUGUAACUGAGUGGAUCAGCCAUUUUGAAUCUAAAAUCAACUACUUGGCGAAGAUGAAGACUAAAGUUGAUGAUGAUGAAGCUAAGUUCAUUCUGGCCAAUUGUCAAGAACAAUCCAAAGAUAAAUGGCUAUGUCCACUGAGUGGCAAGAAGUUUAAAGGUCCAGAAUUUAUCCGUAAACAUAUUUUGACCAAACACAAUGAGAAAGUUGAAGAGGUGAAACAAGAGGUUUCAUUCUUCAAUAAUUACUUACUGGAUCCUAAAAGACCCCAGCUUCCAGAACAUCCUGGUAAUAAGCCAAGCAGUAACCGUGGUGACCAAGGCUCUGGUUACCAUAACAACCAACAUGGCAUGAUGGGAGGUGGUGGAUUCAAUCAAAGACAACACAAUAUUGGUGGUGGACCUCACUAUAACUCUGGUGGCUAUGGUAACUCUGGUGGACGUGAUGGAGGGUAUCAGAACCGGGGCGAUAACUUCAGAAGAAGUGGAGGAAGCUACUCUAAUAAUAGUAGACCAUACAGUCGCAGAUCUGAUCCACGCGCCAUCAUUGAGUACCGAGACCUAGAUGCUCCUGAUGACACCGACAUAUUUUAA
This is a messenger RNA of Lottia gigantea (owl limpet), 2472 nucleotides long. RefSeq lists its product as hypothetical. The transcript has 21 exons. Gene Ontology annotation, molecular function: nucleic acid binding. Gene Ontology annotation, cellular component: nuclear body. The coding region runs from base 1 to 2472 and encodes 823 amino acids. Gene Ontology annotation, biological process: primary miRNA processing; mRNA processing. The record is from RefSeq and is a predicted model, not a curated record. Lineage: Eukaryota; Metazoa; Mollusca; Gastropoda; Lottiidae.